GCAGCUACAGUUUUCAAGACCAAGAAAUAGCACCAACACGGCAAUAUCUCCUGGAAAAGUAAACCCACUGCUGCAAUUGAAAUACUCCGUACGUAGUAGUAAGACGGGUUUGGGACGCAAUUUAUACGUCAUCGUCUCCCGUUCAUGUCUCCUAUUAAUCAUCUCUGAUUACGUAACAAUUGAUCAUCUUUGUUCGAAGCUUUCAUCUGUGCUCUUCGAAUUUGCUCUUCGAAGUUUUCAUUGUCUCCCAGUUUAGCUUUAGUAGUUAUGUCUACUUUUUCAGAUGAAAUUGCUUUUACUGGACAGUUAAUUCAAGACAUUGAAUCGAGAGGCGAAAUACUUAAAUUUGAUUCAGCUAACCAUUCUUCUAGCAGUUUUGAUUCUAUACCACAAUCUGAUUCUUCCCUUUUAGUUAAAGAAGCUGAAGUUUCUGAGCUUCUUGAAAAAACUGUUAUGUCAGAGAAAGAAGCUUUUGAUUUGUAUAAUGAGUAUGCUUUUAGGAUUGGCUUUGGCGUUCGUUAUUCUACUCUACGGAAGAAAGAAGGUUGAUGUGAUGUUAGAGGUAGAGAAUUUUGUUGCACUAAACAAGGUUCUAAGAAAAAUAAAGGUGUACAUGGUAAGGUAUUCACCAAAGUUGAUCGUCGUACAGGUUGCAAAGCAAAAAUUUAUUUUGAGUUUAGAAGCAAUGGUGAAUGGGUUGUAGUUAGACAUCUUAUGGAUCACAAUCACUCUUUCUGUCCUGGUUCUUUAGUUCAUCACGUGAGGUCUCAUCGUGAUGUUUCUUCUUCUGAAUUGACAUAUUUGAAUCAUUUGAGAAAUAGAGGCGUAAAAACAGCUGACGGUUUCCGCUGUUUACAAGCUGAAGUAGGUGGAUCUCCUUCAAUUGGUUUCGUGCUGCGCGAUGUCUACAAUGAAUUGAAAAAAAACAAAAAAAAGUUUUGAAGGUUGUGAUGCAAAUACUUUGAUUAGUAUCUUUAGGAACAUACAAACAAAUGAAGAAGACUUUUUUUCUUUAGAAGUUGAUGCUGAUGGUUCUUUAGUUAGCUUCUUUUGGAGAGUUGGUUGUUCACGAUACUACAUAUCGUACAAAUAAGUACGAUAUGAUUUGUGGUCCUUUUGUAGGUAUUAACAAUCAUACGCAUAACUGUAUGUUCGGUUGUGGGUUUUUGUUGAAUGAACGCAUUGAAUCCUUUGAAUGGCUCUUUACCACGUUUUUGACUUCAAUGGAUUCAGUUCAUCCAAAAACCAUUAUGACAGAUCAGUCUGCAUCCAUGGCUGUUGCUAUAUGAUGGUCACUACUUUCAAUUGUUCUGAAAAUGCAUGGUUGAAGAAACUAUAUGGACUUAGGGAGAAAUGGUGUCCAUCAUUUUCAAAAGAUUACUUUUCUGCUGGCAUUUUAUCAUCACAAAGAAGCAAGUCAACGAAUAAUUCUUUGUCUAGAAAGUUGAAUGCAACAUCUUCUCUUUGUGAUUUCUAUCACUUUUUUGUGAAGUUGUUAGUGAAUGGCGGAGUAAUGAGAGAUCAGAUCAACAUCGUUGUUGGGAUGGCUUCCCCGAGAUAUCAAUCCCACAUCUUGGUAUAUUACAUAAAGCUUCUCGAAUUUACACGAUUGAUGCUUACAAGCUUUUUGAGAAGGAGUUUGUCCGUGCUAUGUCUUUGAAACAUGAGGUUAAACAUUGUUUUGGUUCUGUUAUUCGAUAUUUAGUUUGGAUGCCUCAUAUUGAUCAGUUUUCACAUUGGGUUUCGUAUAACACGACAUCACAUUUUGUUGAUUGUUCAUGUAAGAGGUUUCAAGAAGUUGGUAUUUUGUGCUGUCAUUGUCUUCGUAUAUAUCAUAUCCACUGCGUUGAAGUUCUUCCUGAUUCUUAUGUUUUAAAACGUUGGACUCGAAUAGCAAAGUCAGUUGAACAGAGUCAGUCAUCUAUGUUAUCCAAUACUUCUAAUGUUUUGUCUUCUGUUUGGAGAAUGAAAAUGCAAAGGAAACUCCACAAACUUCUGUGUUCUAUUGAUUCUAAUGCGUCAGCGAGGCUGCUUUGUGAAGAGUCAUUCAAAAAAUUGAAACAUGAUAUUGAAGAACAAGUUGGCAGUAUUUACUUCUCACACAGUGAUUCAGCUUCAAUUGGAGUUGGUACAAUUUCUAAUCCCAAAAGUUCAAGGAAAAAAAGUGAAAGAAAUGUUCGGUGCAAAAGUAUUGUUGAGAUUAAAUCAAAUCAAGCCCGAGGAAGGAAAAAGUCAACUGCACCAAGUACCUCACUUAUUGAACCCUGAAAAUUGUAAACACUCUUAAAAGCUUUGUUUUUGUUUACAUACUUUUUUUAUUAUUCAAAAAAGAACAUAUUUUAUCCUUUUCUUAUCAUUUUAGUUUCUGUAAUGUGCACUUAUAGACUUUACAUGUUCUUUUCUCUCUAUGUGUUUGUUUUUGUUUUUACUUUUAUUGAAUCAUACAUUCCCCUGAUAUAAUAUUUU
This is a messenger RNA of Cuscuta europaea, 2466 nucleotides long. The record is from the annotation of a GenBank genome assembly. Lineage: Eukaryota; Viridiplantae; Streptophyta; Magnoliopsida; Solanales; Convolvulaceae.